AUGCGCCUUUCCAGACGUGUUCAACUGAACCCUGAAGUUAUUGAUUCGAGUCUUCAGCGACUCAAUUGUGUCUCGCAGGAUAUUGUGGAAGUUGAUAUUCACCCUACUGUAUUGUCGCUUCUCACAACCGUCGCGCCUGACGAAGUGCGCCGGGCUGUGGCUGAACUGCCGCCGCACAGUACAUUCAAUAAUGGAAGAAGAGAAGAAGAGCAGGUAGACUUCAGCGGGGCUGGAAUUAACACGGCAGUGGCAUUCUCUCUUCACACAGUGCUGCUUUCCCGCAAUCGACUCACAAAAACUUUGGGUAUUGUGCAGUUUAAAAAUACAGUACGUCUCUCAUUAUUGGGGAAUAGAUUGCAGCGGAUUGAAGACUGUGAAGCUCUCUCACUUUUACCAUCACUUCAGUAUCUUUCACUAGAGUUUAAUCCGGUAACAUCUUUACCUCAUUACCGUGCUCAUAUAUUACGUAUUUGUUCAUGGCCUGAUAGUCUUCAGCCUAAAAGUUGUCGACUGAAAAAAUUAGAUACAAGAUCUGUACUUCCUGUUGAGGUGGAGAGAGCCGCCCAGUGUCUUCAACGAGAAAAGGUAACUAUGGGGGAACUUGUUAAUCGUAUGCGUUUUUUAUCUUUAUUAAUUGAAGCAGAGAAACGAAUCGCACUACAUAAUGAAAUUCGUCGUAGAGGUUUUAUUAUUCAAGAUACUCUUCUUCAAUUAACUGUUGAAAAUGUCGUCACACGAUGUUCAACUCAAUUGUUGGCUCUUGUAGAUGUAAGUGCGGCAUCACAUUUGGUACGUCGCCUUAUGAGUGGUAAAUGUCGUUUGUGUAGUAUUAGUGAUGAGAAUUCUAUGAUAAAUGAUGAAAAUAUGUAUGAUAAUAUUAUGGAUGAUACCCAUACAGAGACAGAAACAUCACAGUUAGCCUCUACAUUAAGUCUCUCACUCUCUCGUCCUUAUACAGCAACUCUUAAUAACCCUAAGAAGGCAACCAUUGCGGCUUUUUGUAAAGAUUGGUCAAGAGAUGUUUUUCGUCGUGCUAUGACUUCACUCGAUCAUCGCAUAUGUGAACUCCUUCUUAGCAUUGCACACUCACUGGGUGAGGAGCUUACAGUAAUGGAUGUGGAUCGCUUGAACAAACUUUGGUUUACCCAAGUCGCCAAGGUUGAUAGCUGCAAGUUUUAUGAGCAAGAUAAGUAUAAAAAAUCUACUAGCAAAAUUGAAAAACUUUUUUUCUCUCCAACUAAGAUUGAAACACCAUCUCAGAAAAUCAACAAGGUGAGCAAGAUAGAGAAGAAGGAAGAAGAAGAGGAGGAGGAGGAAGAAGCCCGAGAUGAAGACAUGAUGAUGGUGCAUAUUGAAGUAGACUCCAGUCAUCAAAACUUAAAUGGUAUGCGGGUAGAGAGUGAAACUGAUAUUGAUGUUAUAUCAUUGCGUAAUGUUUCCCCAAUUUCUCAGCGUGUGGUAUCAGAUCAAAGAAAUCUCGUUCCGAUAAAAGAAUUACAUGAAUUUGCUUCUGCUGCAUUGGAAGAGGAUUAUAUUUCUCAUAAUAAUCAUCAUCAAGUAAAAAAUAAUAGUUUUAUGCCGUUGAAACUUGAAGAAGUAGAAGAGCGAAACAGUGAUAGAGCAUCUCUCUUUUUACCUCGGGAAGCUCCUGUACCUUUUCCUCCUCCUCCUCCUCCUCCUAUAAAGAAAAAGAUAUCGGAACAAGAGCAGAUUAAUUUACUUAAUCAUCAUAUAAAACAGCGUAUCUUUCUUAAAUGGAAAUCAUUGUUAUGGAAAAAGCAACAGGAGAAUCUGUGUACAAAAUUCAUUCAACAGCGUCUUGAAAAUCUUCUUUUGUAUUCAUUCCCUACCUCACAUGCUAUUUCCAGUAUGAUGCAAAUGCUUCCUCGGAUCGAGAAAAAACGAGUGAUAUUUCGCUUCUGGUAUGAGCAAGCAAGAUUAUCGUAUGCCCCUAGAUCUUUCCGUCUAGGACAGUUACUUAUGCGCUGGCGCUGGCGUACAUAUGAAAAGCAAAAUAUUAACCUUCUUACUAUAAAUAGACGUGCAAGAACUCUUAAAAAUGUCUGGAAGCGUUGGUGUGAGGCACUUCAGAAUCGUACUGCACAUACGAAUUGUGAUUCAAUAAUAAAUCAUACAAACAUCAUAGAAAAAAAUACCAAUAGUGUACCACAGUAUUCAUUGCUUUUGCAUAGUGGUUGUGUUGGAAACCCAUCAUUGUCUGGUAAAAUUCUUUCUAAAGAAACACGAGUAUCGUUUGAAGAAUGGUCAGAGUCUAAGGGUGCAACAGAUGUAACCCAAGGUCUCACAUGUAGUACGAAACCUUCUGCAGAGGCUGUGGGCGAGAUAAGGAUUCUUCAACAAGUGGAACAAACACCUGGUGUUGCUGCUUGUUUAUCUUUACCGAUGGUGACACCUAUAGCGGAGACAUCUCCUCCCAUACGAAUGCCUUUGUUAUGUGAGAAGGCAACCCAAACAAUGGCGUUACCAUCUUAUGAUGAUCUCGCCGCAGAAUACAAGGCUGCUAUUCUUGCUGAAGCAGAUGAAGCCGUUGCGGCAAUACAGGCGGAUCGUUUACGUUUGGUAGACAGAGUUAUCACAUUGGAACAGCGAGUAAAUGAAGAAUGUGUACGUGUGAAGCACCGAGAAGAAGAGAUUGAGAAUCUUAAAGAAAAACUUGCCGCCAUGACAAUACGCGAGGAAUGUAUGAAGUCUGGUCUUGAAGACUACAAUCGAGAAAUUGAACAUCUUAGAGCUGUCGUACAGGCUUUACGAGAAGAAAGGAGGGAAUUACUUAGACCUCUUGUGAGAUAA
Trypanosoma theileri is the source of this 2811-nucleotide messenger RNA. RefSeq lists its product as uncharacterized. The coding region runs from base 1 to 2811 and encodes 936 amino acids. The transcript has a single exon. The record is from RefSeq and is a predicted model, not a curated record. NCBI's taxonomy places the organism in Eukaryota, Euglenozoa, Kinetoplastea, Trypanosomatida, Trypanosomatidae. Gene Ontology annotation, molecular function: U2 snRNA binding. Gene Ontology annotation, biological process: mRNA splicing, via spliceosome.